Messenger RNA from Owenia fusiformis, 827 nucleotides. NCBI's taxonomy places the organism in Eukaryota, Metazoa, Annelida, Polychaeta, Sabellida, Oweniidae. The record is from the annotation of a GenBank genome assembly.
GAUAAGACGAGAACUGACAUGGCGGACAAUUUGAGAAAAGCUGUGACUUCACUAACUGAAGUAGUGUUUCCUGCCUCCAGGUCAGCACGAGAGGGUCAACAACAUCACGCAUUACGCGCAGGGACAGAAUAUGUGACAAAUCUUCCACUUCAGAUGGCACUAUACUUCAAUGUCUUCUACUUCCCACUAUGGUUGAUAUCUUCUAUAAUAACACUAGAAGCAAAGUAUACGGCCCUGACAACAUUAUAUAGGAUCAUUAUCAUAGCUGCUUUGGUUGUCAUGACAAUGGUAGAGCUGAUACGACUAUAUCUAGGUUACCUUGGAAACCUCACUGAAAAGGUUCCAGAGUUGGCAGGUUUUUGGCUACUCACCCUCCUACUGCAGCUCCCCCUGGUGUUGUUUCUCCUAUUCAACGAAGCCACGAUUAUUCUACCAUUAGAACGUGCCAUGAACAUUGUGAUGUCGCUGUUUGUAUUAUUUGAAGUGAUUAUUGGAUAUUUUGCAAUACAGAUCAUGGUGAAUCACCAGGUUGCUAAAUUUCAUUUACAACAAUUUCACAAUCUGGAGAAUAUUGGGGCUCAUGAAGGUCAUGAGUUUGAGGAUAAUACAAACCACACGGCUUAGUCAAAUCUUGUGUAUUCAACUAUCAGAUAAUGUUGUCAACACUGUAUUGUUGUAUUUUAUGGAACAUUGGUACUCAGGAAGAACAUGAGUUUGAGGAUAAUACAAACCACACAGCUUAGUCACAUGUUCCUCUGUGAACAUAUUGCACUUAAUACAUAAAUGCCAGUUCUCCAACCAGCACAUUCAUAUGUGUAAUUACUAAC